AUGAGUUGCAACAACAACUUCAACGGUGAGAUAACCGAGAUUCCUGGAGUAUACGUUGACAAGUUUAAUUCUAGAGGCAAACUAUUCUUUCUCACACACAGUCAUGAGGAUCACUUACAGGGAUUACUCAAUCAAUCAUUCUGCAAACGCGUUUACUGCUCAAAACUCACAAGGGACAUCAUCAAACUAGAUCCAAAGUACAAGAAUAAAGUCAAGUACCUUGUUGCAAAAGAGUUUAACAAUCCGUUUCAGUUAAGUACAAAUGCGUUUACUGUUACAGUCACAAUGAUUGAAACAUAUCAUUGUCCCGGGUCGGCUAUGUUUCUAUUUGAGACUGGAAACAGUGCUUGCCUUGUUACUGGCGAUAUAAGGGCUGAAGAAUGGUGGACAUCUUCGUUGGUGAAGAACCGGUACUUGUUUCCAUACAUCAAAGGAUUCAAAUCGCUAGACACUAUUUAUUUAGAUACUACUUUUGCAUACAGAGGAGAACCAUACAUAUCAAUACCUCCCAAUAGUGACGGAAUUGCCAACUUGAUAAACCUUUUGAAACUAUAUCCAGAAGGUAAGUAUGGUCCAAGCUGCAACCACCGGGGCAACAACAAUAAAAAGAAUGAUAAUCGCAAUAACAGUGAAAAUGAAGAGAAAGAAUGUAGAGAGAUUGCAUUUUCUUUUCUAAAUACUGUUUCUGGCUCGGAGGAGGCUUGGUUCCAAGUUGCUGACUAUUUCAAAACUGAUUUGAAAGUACCUAAAUCAAUUCGGAAAAGGAUUUCUUUGUUGGAACAGGCUCAGAGUCAUGAGCACCAUUACAAACAGCAACAGCACCACCAACAGCACCACCACCAGCAGCAUUCAUUAUCUUCUCAACAAGGAAGUAGGUUAAUUGCAGUAGGGGAUGUUGAAGCACAAGUGGUAAUUACAAUAAAGCAUGCAAUAAACUACACCAUCGGAGAGUACCAGGAAUAUUAUUCCCCUAUUGACAUGUCCUUGUUAAAUACAUCGCUUCUUGAACCAAAAGAAAAUACAAAGAGUGGACACUCAAUAUACGUUUACGAUAAUAGGCAGUACAUUAAGCCAAACACUGACUCUUUACUGAAUCAAAACCUGCAGCAUCUUCUACCCACAACCAUACUUCUUGUUUUCUCACGACACUCUUCAUACCAAGAAUCCAUCAACUUUGUGCGCCUAUUCAUACCCAAACUGGUCUACCCCUGUGUUUCUUCUGCCCAAUUUUGGAAAACAGGAUUUUCCAUAGAAAGGGUAUUUGGAAAAGUAUGUCUGUCUGAAUCACAUAGAUAUGAUAUAGAAAUGCGAAACAAAUACGGAGAGCCACUUGUAAACUUGGCCACACCAGUAACAUGCGUUGAUCCAUGGCACCAAAAUGUUUCUGAAAAGCCAUUUAAGGGACAAUUACAUUUCCAAACUAGUUCUGAAUACCAGACAUGGCGACACAAUUUCUUUGGAGAAAAUUUAAUCUCUGGUAGAAGAGAAGCACGGUAUCGUGAUAUUAUUCAAUAUCAUCAAAAGCAAAAGUAUGCUUAUGAAAGCGACGAUGACAAUGAAACUACUAUUACUAAUUCUACUAUUACUACUAAUACUACUACUACCACUUCAGAAACUCCAGACACGUGUUCGAAUCAAAGCUCGUUCAAUGAUUCCGGUAAGUCCACCAAAUCAUUACCUGAUCCAUUACCUGAAGCUUUAACUAAAGGUGACGCGACCUUACCCAAUACUGUAAUUAAUAACGUCACUAAAGAUUGUGAAAAUCAAACAGGUUUAAGUAAUUGGCAAAAGAAGCGCUUACACGCCUCAGUACAUUCGCAAGAACAAACUCUAGUUUCCCCUUUACUCAAUCACAACCGCAUUGCAAAGAUAUCCAAACAAUUGAAACAAGACCGACGUAAUUGGAAAAGAUUCAAGCUCAAGUGUUUGCAUAGUUGA
Messenger RNA from Lodderomyces elongisporus, 1938 nucleotides. RefSeq names its product Pso2p (gene PSO2). The transcript has a single exon. Gene Ontology annotation, biological process: double-strand break repair via nonhomologous end joining; interstrand cross-link repair. The record is from RefSeq and is a predicted model, not a curated record. Bases 1 to 1938 code for a protein of 645 amino acids. Lineage: Eukaryota; Fungi; Ascomycota; Pichiomycetes; Serinales; Debaryomycetaceae. Gene Ontology annotation, molecular function: 5'-3' DNA exonuclease activity; damaged DNA binding.